UCCCACCAAAAAAAAAAGCAGCAGCAGCAGCAGCACAUCUCAAAAAUAAAAAUAAAAAAAGUUUUUCAAAAUGAAGUUGAAGUGAACAGUGUAAGGAAGGAACCAACUAUACCAUGACAUUGAAACAUCCAUUUCAAAUAGUUCUUGCCAAUGAAGCAGGAACUCAUCUCUUUACAUCAGUCAAGAAUGAAAUCUCAGUAUUUGGAUUAACUGGUGAGUCAAAGGGGAAAUUACUUGGUUCAUGGAUUGAUCCAAUUGAUAAUUUACAACCAUUACAAAAACAACAACAAGAAAAGAUCAAAGUACUUGAAAAGAACGCUACUAAUGGUGAGCCGAUCAAAGUUCCUAAGAUCCCUACUCCUGGACCUGGAGCUCCUCCAAUUUAUAAUUAUAUUCGUUCAUUAUUUUUAAGUCAUCAUGAUAAAUAUUUGAUUGGGAUAAGUGAUAGUGAUAAAUCAGUGAUUAUAUUUGAAAUUGUCGAAGAUGAUAAUGAAAAUUGUCUUAAGUUUAUUAAACGUCAACCCUUUCCAAAACGUCCAAGUUCAAUAUCGAUCGAUGAAGAUGAUGAUACCAUUAUUGUGGCUGAUAAAUUCGGUGAUGUUUAUACUAUGGAUAUUAUUGGAUUAGAAGUGGUGGAUGAAAAGAAAUUAAAUCCUAUUUUAGGUCAUGUAUCAAUGUUAAGUGAAGUAUUAAUCACUAAAUAUAAUGGUAAGAAAUUCAUUAUUACGGGAGAUAGAGAUGAACAUAUUAGAAUUACUAAUUAUCCUAAGACUUAUGUGAUUAAAGAUUGGUUAUUUGGAGCUGAACAUAAAGAAUUCAUAAGUAUUUUAACCAUUCCAAGCUUGAAUCCAUCAUUAUUAAUCAGUGGAGGAGGGGAUGAUUUUAUAAGUUUAUGGAAUUGGUAUGAAUCUAAAUUUAUUACUAAAAUUGAUAUUAAAAAUUUAAUUCAACAAUUCUUAACUGAUAGUCAUUUACCACCGGAAAGAUUCUUAACGGAAGAAUCCGAACGAGAAAUGUCAAUCUCAAAAUUAUUAAUGUUGAAUCAUAAUGAUCAUCAAUAUAUUAUAAUCUUAUGUGAAAACACUCCUGCAUUAUUAUUGUUUGAAUUAAUUGAUUCAUCAAGUUUUAAAUAUAUUCAAACUUUCACUACUAAUCAUUCUAUCAUCGAUAUAACCGUGAUUGAAAACACCAAUACCAUCAUUGCCUCUGUCGAUAAUGAUCAGGAUGAAAACACUAAAUUAUUACAAUAUUAUCACCUUAAAGAGGGGAAAUUAUUCGAUGCAUCGAUAUCUAAUGAUGAUGUCAUUGAACGAAUUUCAAAUUUAAAUCAAUGUCAAGUUGAAUCAAGAGAUGAUUAUUAUCCAUUAUAUACUAUAAAUACGUUAAGAAAGAGAAGUGAACAUUAAAAAGUAAUGUUUCAUAUGUAAAUAUAUAUUAUAAAUUAAUACCAGCGCUACCAUGUAAGAUCAAUGAGGAGAUGUGUGUGGGGGGUCCACAGUGCGAAAGAUUUGAAAUCAGAUAAGAAAAGACG
Scheffersomyces coipomensis is the source of this 1531-nucleotide messenger RNA. RefSeq lists its product as uncharacterized. Gene Ontology annotation, biological process: tRNA modification; RNA (guanine-N7)-methylation. Gene Ontology annotation, cellular component: tRNA methyltransferase complex; nucleus; cytosol. Lineage: Eukaryota; Fungi; Ascomycota; Pichiomycetes; Serinales; Debaryomycetaceae. Gene Ontology annotation, molecular function: protein binding. The transcript has a single exon. Bases 114 to 1406 code for a protein of 430 amino acids. The record is from RefSeq and is a predicted model, not a curated record.